AUGACAGAUAAACUAGAUGAACUAGAAUCUUCUUCGUGGCUUCGAACUGCACCCGCUGUUCUGGAUCUCAUAAAGGUCUUUCUGAUUGGGUUGUCUUUGUUUCAGUCACGUGUUAUGAUUCUGUGGUCGCCAACACCAACUACAUCGCCAGCACAUCAAACCUUCUUUGAAAGAGAAUCGUCUCGUAUACAAAAGACACCUGCAGAAGUGGCCGACUGGCGCCCUCGUGCGGUACUGUUCUGGAUGUUCAACACCGUCGAAGCUGCUAAAUGA
Molecule: messenger RNA, 273 nt
Organism: Glarea lozoyensis ATCC 20868
Lineage: Eukaryota; Fungi; Ascomycota; Leotiomycetes; Helotiales; Helotiaceae
Exons: 1
Coding region: 1-273 (90 amino acids)
Source: RefSeq, a predicted model, not a curated record